AUGACAGUGGCUGAAAACACAGAACUCGAGCAGCUGUCAAACCGUUUGGCAGACACGGCAAUCGCCGCGGAAGAGGCUCAAGACGCACAAUCGGCAGUGACUCCUCCCUCCAAGAGCAGCACCCCGAACUCAAGCGCUUUGCAGCUCGACCAGCUCGCCAACACCAACCUGCUCACGGUCCGUGUCAAAUGGGUCAACAACCAGGUCAUGGAUCUUCAAACGUCGGAGCUUGUCAACAAGCUCUCGGAGUUGGCCCAUGCCAAAAAGGGUUUCGCUUUCAACCCAUCUGUUAUCGAAAACUACGAGUACCUCAGUGACAAGAGCCGACUCGUCGUGCUCGAGGAAAACAACGGUAUCUACAUGCACGAGUCUGGUACCGAGGAAUUCGCAAGCUGUCAAGACGGCGUUGAAAUUGACCCCAACGCUUCCCCUUCUACGUGGCUUUAUGAUUUUGUAUUUCAGUCCCAAUUCAAGCAAUGGUUGGACCUGGUUUCGGCUCGCGACAGCGCCGUUGCUAUUCUGCAAGAAAGCGCUGUUGUUAAUAAAUGGUCUAUCAGCGAGAAUGCGCAUGCUCUAACGCAUCCUGGUAACUUGUACAUCAGAGGUAUACCGAAGGACCUUACGAUAGACGACUUGGUCCCCAUUUUCAGCAAAUUCGGCCCUGUCCUGGCUCUGAAGAUAAUCUGCGACUCCAAUACUGGCGAAUCUCUAGGUUACGGCUUCCUAUCGUAUCCAUUGGGGUCUCAAGCGUCUAGGUGUAUAAAAGAACUUAACGGAAACCUCAUGAAUGGGUCGCCACUGUUUAUCAACUACCAUGUUGAGCGGAAGGAACGUGAACGUAUACACUGGGAUCAUAUCAAGGAAGACAACGAUGAUGAUCGCUUCAAAGGCGUCUUUAUUGGUAACCUGCCUCUCCAAGAUAUGAACAAAACCUUCGUUACUCCCGAGGAUGUGGUAACGAAAUUCGAGUCGGAGUUGGCAGAAGACGGCGAGCCAGUAGAGGUCUUGUCGUACUAUUUACCGAAACGCAAUAGCGAAAGCGAAAUUGAGUACGAUGAUAAUGAUGAAAAGGCAAAUGAUGUCGAAACGUGUGCAUCACGUCAUGAAGAUUGUCCUUUAAAAGGAUAUGGGUUUAUUAAGUUCGACUCGCAUGCGCAAGCGCUGCGGGCCAUAGAAAAGUUUCACGACAUGGAAUGGCUAGGAAACACACUGGUUGUGAACAAAGCCGUCCAAUCAAAGGCACAUGCUCACCAUCAUCACCACCACUACAAUCACCACUACAAUCAAAACCAUCACCACCGAGCGCAUAAUGAGCAAAGACACCGGCGUCAUAGCGAGCGGUCUAUACCUUCUAGGCAAUCAAGUCUGACGAACAUAUCGUUUUACGCUCCAUUUAGCGGCUCCCAAUCUGGCCUUGGAUUUUUGCCCAAUGCGAUGCCUCUGUACGCACAGGCAGGGGACUUAGAUCCCCAUGAUACGACCGUGGGGUAUUCUCCCGUUUCUUCACCAUCACCAAACAAUAAUUACGCUCCUCCAGCGCAUAUGACUCAUAUGUUUGGCGCACCCCCUUCUUUAAGCAGCACCCCGGAAAGCUCCACAGCUCCUUCAUCGCGUAAUGGGUCAAUUUUCCACGUACAAAAUCAAAAUGGCAUGCUUCCACACUCUCCAUUCAUGCUUCCUAUACCUACCAAGGAUCAACAAGAAUCUAAUUUGUACGUUAAGCAUUUGCCUUUGACGUGGAGAGACCAAGAUUUCAAUCAAUUUUACGAAAAGUUUGGCGAAAUUAUAAGUGCCAAGAUCAUCACUGUUGGAGGUAGCAAAAAUGGAGAUGCUCCUGACGGUUGGUCUCCAAAACCGGCCGAAUCUCCUUUAGGAACCUCGCGCGGUUACGGGUUUGUAUGUUUCAAAAACCCUCUUGAUGCCUCACGAGCAAUGAUGAUUACGGACAGGUAUCAAGUGGACGAGAAUCAUACUUUAUACGUGUCUUUUGCCCAAAAACGUGCCAAAUCCAUCAGCAACGGCGAUUCGAUUCAGGCAACUUUCAAUGAUUCAAGACCUGUUUCUUCACGUAAAAACUCCUAUCAUAAUCAGAGUUUUAGGCCAGAUCUUUUAGGGAAAUACAAUCCUAAGUUUUUGAAUGCAAUGCUACAUCAACAGAAUGGUGGCAAACCUUUUGUUAGGCCGCGUGGAAGUUGGCCUGUGGCUCUAGGUGUACCAGUGGCCUCACCAUAUGCGGUUCCGAUGGUUAAUACUAUGGGCUCAACAUCGUAUCAAUCAAGUCCGGUUACGCCCGAAAUUGGCGAGGGAGAUGGGGCGAUUGCGGUGAGCUCAAAUGAAGUCGAACAAAGCUGA
This is a messenger RNA of Lachancea nothofagi CBS 11611, 2352 nucleotides long. The record is from the annotation of a GenBank genome assembly. NCBI's taxonomy places the organism in Eukaryota, Fungi, Ascomycota, Saccharomycetes, Saccharomycetales, Saccharomycetaceae.